AUGCUGUCCAUGACGGUCCGGGACCACGCUCUGCCCUUUCUCGUUGACACAGGGGCUACCAGAUCUACGGUUAAUCAGGACAUUGGGCCUCUGUCUGAACGGACGAUGAGCGUGGUGGGUUUCUCUGGGGUAAGUCAGAUUCUGUCAUUUACCAUCCCCCUCCCCACACACGUAGCGGGACAGAAAUUACAACACCCCUAUCUAGUGUCUCCGUGUUCCAGUCAAUCUCCUGGGUAGGGACCUACUCUCGAGACUCAAUGCACAGAUCCUCUGCGGUCAGCAGGGCCUCACUGUCACGUUCCCGGAUGGGUCUGAAGUUCUAUGUGCACAAGGGAUUGGGGACACACACCAGUACCUCCUCAGAGACACUGAACCUAGAUUUGCAGACAUUUUCUGGGCCCUGUUGGAGCCAUCACAAACUGGGCUCUACUCAUGUUAUCUCCAUUGGAAACCCUGGAUCCUCAGCGUCCACGCCUACGUGGCUCCACCUGACCCGCUCCAUCUGACUCUGUUCUACGACCGGGAGGGUAAUGAAUGUUACUUAGAGGAAUUCCAAAAUCAGCUAGAAUGUAAGACCUGGCAGCUACAUUCUGGUGACAUUUUGGUAGGACAACAGGGGGUUGCGGCAAUGGUUAAUCUCACGAGAGAGCAACAGUCCUGGUAUAAUAUGUCUGAGACUGCUUUCCCCCACAUUUCACUGGCUCUCCAUCCGGGACAUGAGGCUCGUGAAUUGGGCCCCAUGGUCAAAGCAGCAGUCUCAGCCUCAGACUGGUCUUCCUCCGGCCUGCCUGGCGUGCUCCGCUCGCCGUCCCUGAAAAUGUUCAGAAUUGUGAGUACUACCACUGACUCUGCUUUAUGCACACAUGAACUCAUACCUAGAGACCAUGGUAGGGGACCAAUACGGUCCCGGUGCCAAACCCAUAUAUUGCUCUGAACAAUCUGUCCCCCGAACAAGCAUGGUUCACAUGUAUUAAUCUUGCUAAUCUUAAUUAAACGCUUUUUUCUGUCUCCCUUUACAUGAGCACAUUCGGGACGUCUUCUCGUUCACCUACCAGCGUCGCAGACUCCGUUACACCCGCCUCCCACAGGGAUUCGCCCUCUCCCCUGGCAUCUUUAACCAGGUUCUGAAAGAGAGUUUGGCUGACCUGCAGCUGCCCGAUGGCACCACAGUGAUUCAAUAUGUCGACGACCUGCUCAUUGCGUCCACCACAGCCGAGUCCUGCCUGCAGGCCACACGGGCCCUGCUCCUACUCCUGGCCCGCCACGGGUUCAAGGUCAGUCAACCUAAGUUGCAAAUCGCGCGGAAACAAGUUUCUUUCCUCGGCAGACUACUGUCACAAAAGGGGGCCUCAUUGUCCCCCGCCCACCGCACAUCCAUUCUGCACCACACCAAGCCUGACACUGUCAAAGCUAUGCUGUCGUUUCUCGGUUUGGUGGGUUACAGCAGGCAGUACAUACCUGAUUUUUCCACUCUCACGUCUCCGCUGAGAGCCAUGGUCACCUCUGCAGGUAUGAGAAAUCUGAAUGCGAAGCUGACAUGGUCCCGCGACUCGGAAGAAGCUUUUAUCAAACUCAAACAAGAACUCGCUGCAUCCGCCGAAUUGGCCCACCCCGACUAUGCGCGCCCGUUCUUUUUGGAUGUUUCUGAAACAGAAUCUGUUGCUAACGGUAUUCUGUUCCAGAAAAAAGGGGGAGAGAGAACGGUACUGAUGUAUCUCAGUGUCAUCCUUGACCCCACAGAAAAACGUCAACCAACGUGCACAAGACAUGCUGCAGGUGUUGCCAAACUCAUCAACAAAAGCGCACACAUAGUUAUGGGACACACACUUCACAUCUUGACAUCACACAGCGUUGUAGCUUAUGUGAACUCGCAGACUUUUACGAUGUCCUCCACAAGAGAGCAAAAACUCGCUCGCAUUCUCGAAGCCCCAAACUUUCUAUUCACUCAUGAAGGUGUUAACAUGGCUGAGCGUUUGGGGGAAGGUGUGUUGCAUGAGUGUGCCCACAGGGUUGAAAAAGAAGAAAAAGCCAGAGAAGACCUCCAGUCGGAGCCCAUCCUAGGGGCCAGAAACCUAUACACAGACGGAUGCUGCUACAGAGAUGAGAAGGAGGGACUCAGAGCAGGAUUCUCGGUGAUAGAAGAAACACCAGACGGACUCAAGACGGUAACAGCACAAAAGCUCAAUGGACCACAGUCAGCCCAGAGAGCAGAAGUCGUGGCAGUGAUUGAAGCCCUGAAAGCAGGUAAAGACCAAGACAUUAACAUUUACACUGACUCAGCCUAUGCAGUACACGCAGCACAAGUAGACCUAGGACAAUGGAUGAGAGCGGGCUACCUAACUGCAAAACAAGAACCCAUUAAACACAUGGAUGAAAUGAAAGAGCUUGCAAAAGCACUGUGGUUUCCCCAGAAGGUGGCCAUCAUCAAAUGCAAAGGACACGACAACAGCGGAUCCAGAGUUGCCAUGGGCAACCAAGCAGCGGACUCCGCAGCCAAAGCAGCCGCAGGAUAUCAUGAGAAGCUCCUGUUCAGUGGCGGUUCUAGACCAAAUUACUCCCCGGGCGAGCACCCCUCCAAGUGCCCCCCCCCCCAGCUAGAAUUUUGAACAGAUAGUUUUGUAUUACUAUGUAGUAUUAUUAUUAUUAUUAUUAUAACAACAAAAAUAAUAUAUUUCUCAGUUGCAGAAAUCCUUCAAUAGAAAAAAACACAAUCCUGAGGGCCAUUUUCAGAAGGGCCCCCAGAUCCUGAGGUUUUCUGACGUGUUAAGGUUUACAAAAAAGCUGCUAUCUCGGCCUCUGUAGUAGAUAGAAACAAAAUUCAAAAAGUAUUUGAGAGCUUAAACAUGUGGCUUUCAAGAAAGCUCUCUUUUAGUUUUGCGAACCUUCAUCACAUUUUUGAAAACCUUGAACAAACAAACUCAAAUGAAAUAAAGCGGCUGUAUAAAUAAAAGUAAAGGCUCUGCACUGGAGAAUGACAAAUAAUUUGCUUUCUGUAAAACAAGUGGCAGUCAUGAUAAAGUGUCCAUUCAAUACAAAUGUAAAUGUAGAAAAUAAGGUGUUGAAAGGGUAUACAGCUGCCUCAGUAUAGUGCCAGUACAAAAGCAGAACUAAAAACUAAAAAAUGAAUAAAUAAAUACGUGGCUGACAGUGUGUUCAUCUCUGUUCUCACCCAAAGUCAUGCAACACUCAGAGAAAACGCUGAUAGUGUGAGCCAAAGCACUCCCUAUGAAGAGGUUGUCAACACUGCUGGAUGUUUCUCCUCUGAAGCUGCUCUCUGCCGCCGUCAUUGUUUACUUUACUCAUGAAGCUCAUCAAGCACGUAGCAAGAUCGCUACGAGCGCUUUAUUCGCCUAUCAAAGGCAGACGGGUACGGUGAUUUCAUUCACUGCGACUCCAGAAAUGAUUAAAAAACUACAAAAUGACGUAUCCGCGCUCCCGCUGAUAUGCUGACAUACACAGAGCAGAGCUCGCGACUCUCUCCCCGCCUCGUCUCAUACAGUCUGCCUACAGCAGCGGGGGGGCGCCAAUUUGACAACAAGAGUUAAUACAAAUCCGCUUUGCGGUCAAGAUUUAUUAUUAUUAUCUUUUAUUUUAUUUUUUUGGAAGUGCUCGUGCCGCCCCCCAUGAGUCAUGACACAAAUGCCGCCCCGGGCGGCUGCCCUGUUCGCCCGUGCCUAGAACCGCUACUGCUCCUGUUGGUAAGACCAGACACAGAGACACAAAUGACAAAACUGUCCCUUACAGAAAUCUCAAAAGAACAGGACCUAGCCUCACCUGAAGAGAAGACAGUGUGGAAACUCAGAGGCGCAGUCCUAUCGGAAGGGACCUGGAGAUCCCCAGAUGGAAGGUUGGUUCUGCCACCUGGGCUCAAAGACAGUAUCUUCUCAGAAGCACAUGGAGUUGGCCAUGCAGGCAUCUCCCAGAUGAAAGUGGACCUCAAAGAAUGGUGGCACCCCUUCCUACAUGACAUGCUAAAGGAGUGGGUAAGACACUGCAUUGUUUGCACACACCACAACACCAGACCUACAUACAAACCCGGGGUGGGUAAGUUCCAACUAAAAACACGUCCAGGGAAAGAAAUCAUCAUUGAUUUUACAGAUAUGGUUAACUCAGUCCGAGGGUACAGGUAUGUUUUGAUGUGUGUUGAUGCAUUUACAGGAUGGCCAGAAGCAUGGCCAGUGAAAAGAGAGGACAGCAAAUCAGUAAUUAAGUGUCUCAUCAACCAUUACAUCCCACAGCAUGGCUUCCCAGAAAAGAUCAGGUCGGACAAUGGGUCACACUUCAAGAACCAGGACCUCCAGUACGUGGAGGCCAUGUUGGGACUCAAACAUGGUUUUGGGUCCGUGUAUCAUCCUCAAUCUCAGGGUAAGGUUGAGAGGAUGAACCAGACAGUCAAGAACAGGCUGUCAAAGAUUUGUGCCCAUACAGGGCUGAACUGGGUGGAUGCUCUACCGCUCGCCCUCAUGUCCAUCCGAUCCUCAGUAAACAGGACAACUGGAGACACCCCAUUCGAGCUCGAACGUGGUCGACCUUUUCCAGGGCCAGAGCGAGCCCUGCAAAACACUGACCCUCCUCCCUCUCACAUGCACCAGAAAGAUUAUUAUGUACAACUGCAAUCUGUUCUCUCUGAAUUUGCUAAGCAGGUGCGAGACAGCAAAGAUGGCACCAAAGAUGGUGACCUACCCAUCACUGACUGGGUCCUCCUUCGGGUCAUCAAGAGAAAGUGGAGCGAGCCUAGGUGGACAGGACCAUUUCAGGUGACCGAGAGAACCUCCCACGCAGUCCGGCUGGACAGGAAAGGAGACACCUGUUUCCACCUCACUCAGUGCGCCCCAGCUGUAACACCUCAACGCUCCCUGAAGGAAGUGCGGCAGGAUCUUGCAGCGGCUGCAGCAGGAAACCAAACCAAAGAGCCAUACACCUCCAGAAAAGACACAGGGCAGAAUAAUCCCUGCAACGAAAAGGGCACAGGAUAG
Messenger RNA from Xyrichtys novacula (pearly razorfish), 4976 nucleotides. The record is from the annotation of a GenBank genome assembly. NCBI's taxonomy places the organism in Eukaryota, Metazoa, Chordata, Actinopteri, Labriformes, Labridae.